AUGUCCGAACAAGUACAAACACCUAAAGAUCAAACGAUUACCAACACCUCGCCUUCUAUUGAUAAAUCUAUUCUAAAUGACAAAUGGGAUCUAGUUCUAUCGAAUGUUCUAGUGAAAACUGGUCUAGGUUUUGGAGUAGGUGUAGCAGCCUCUGUUCUUUUCUUCAAACGUCGUACUUUCCCUGUAUGGUUAGGUAUGGGUUUUGGUCUUGGUAGAGGGUACUCUGAAGGUGACGCUAUCUUUCGUUCCACUGCUGGUGUAAGAACAGUGAAAGUUUAA
Molecule: messenger RNA, 279 nt
Organism: Maudiozyma saulgeensis
Lineage: Eukaryota; Fungi; Ascomycota; Saccharomycetes; Saccharomycetales; Saccharomycetaceae
Source: the annotation of a GenBank genome assembly